Myxocyprinus asiaticus (Chinese sucker) is the source of this 6137-nucleotide messenger RNA. RefSeq names its product dynamin-2. The transcript has 21 exons. Gene Ontology annotation, molecular function: microtubule binding; GTP binding; GTPase activity. NCBI's taxonomy places the organism in Eukaryota, Metazoa, Chordata, Actinopteri, Cypriniformes, Catostomidae. The record is from RefSeq and is a predicted model, not a curated record. Gene Ontology annotation, cellular component: cytoplasm; membrane; microtubule. The coding region runs from base 247 to 2850 and encodes 867 amino acids.
GGAUGUCGCCUGACCGGAUGGUAGAUAGCGAGAAGUUUUGUUUUGUGAGUUUACGAAUGAUUGAGCCGCAGAUCACAAGUAUCUUAAUGCAAGCGCCGUAAAACGCGUCUGAAUGUUUUAUGAGUGAUUGGUCUUUGACAGACUGGACUGGAAGUGUUUGAAAGGUGGAAAUUGAGCACUUGAAAGUAACCCGAGCGCCCUGCUGCUGCGAGCCCGUUCCUGCGCGCGGAGAGACGGUUAGAAACCAUGGGCAACCGGGGGAUGGAGGAAUUGAUCCCCCUGAUCAAUAAACUCCAAGAUGCUUUCAGUUCCAUUGGCCAAAGCUGUAACUUAGACCUGCCGCAGAUCGCAGUGGUUGGAGGACAGAGCGCCGGAAAAAGCUCCGUGCUUGAGAAUUUCGUCGGCAGGGAUUUCCUUCCCCGAGGUUCAGGCAUCGUCACUCGCAGGCCUCUCAUUCUGCAACUAGUUAACAACAAAGCUGAAUAUGCCGAGUUCUUACAUUGCAAAGGGAAGAAGUUUGUGGAUUUUGAUGAAGUCCGGCAGGAAAUUGAAGCGGAGACCGACAGGAUAACAGGGUCCAACAAGGGCAUCUCUCCAAUCCCCAUCAACCUGAGAGUCUACUCUCCAAACGUAUUGAAUCUGACCCUCAUCGAUUUGCCGGGUAUGACCAAGAUUGCUGUGGGAGACCAGCCCCCAGAUAUCGAGCACCAGAUUCGAGAUAUGAUUCUGCAGUUCACCACUAAGGAGAGCUGUUUGAUUCUGGCCGUCACCCCUGCCAACACUGACUUGGCCAACUCGGAUGCCCUCAAAAUGGCGAAGGAGGUGGACCCUCAAGGAUUGCGUACCAUUGGUGUGAUCACCAAACUGGAUUUGAUGGACGAAGGCACAGAUGCCAGAGAUAUCCUGGAAAAUAAACUCUUACCAUUGCGUAGAGGUUAUAUUGGCGUGGUGAACCGCAGUCAGAAAGAUAUAGAUGGUAGGAAGGAUAUUCGGGCCGCGCUGGCGGCAGAGAGGAAGUUCUUCCUGUCCCACCCCAGUUAUAGACACAUGGCUGAAAGAAUGGGAACAUCACACUUGCAGAAGACCCUCAACCAGCAAUUGACCAACCACAUCCGGGACACACUGCCCGGCCUUCGCAGCAAACUCCAGUCUCAGCUCCUCUCUCUGGAGAAGGAGGUAGAAGAAUACAAGAACUUUCGCCCAGAUGACCCCACACGAAAGACAAAGGCCCUGCUGCAGAUGGUCCAGCAGUUUGGAGUGGACUUUGAAAAGUGCAUCGAGGGGUCAGGAGACCAGGUGGACACGGCAGAGCUCUCUGGAGGUGCCAGGAUUAACCGAAUUUUCCAUGAGCGCUUCCCCUUCGAGCUGGUGAAGAUUGUGUUUGAUGAGAAGGAGCUACGGCGAGAAAUCAGUCACGCCAUUAAGAACGUCCAUGGUGUUAGAACUGGGCUGUUCACUCCAGAUUUGGCGUUUGAAGCCAUCGUGAAAAAGCAGAUCAUUAAGCUGAAAGAGCCCUGUCUGAAAUGUAUCGAUCUGGUUAUUCAAGAGCUCAUCAACACAUUCAGGCAGUGCACCAACAAGCUGGGUUCUUACCCCAGAUUGCGAGAGGAGACCGAGAGAAUUGUCACCACUUAUGUCAGAGAGAGAGAAGGCAAAACCAAGGACCAGGUUCUUCUGCUGAUUGACAUCGAGCUGUCUUACAUCAAUACCAAUCAUGAAGACUUCAUUGGAUUUGCAAAUGCCCAGCAAAGGAACAUUGUCAACAAGAAGAGGGCCAUUCCCAACCAGCUAUGUGGCCUAAGAGAAGGGGAAGCUGAGAAGGUGAUCCGUAAAGGCUGGCUGACACUCAACAUCAGUAUCAUGAAGGGCGGCUCCAAGGAAUACUGGUUCAUCCUGACGGCCGAAUCGCUGUCCUGGUACAAGGACGAGGAGGAAAAGGAGAAGAAAUACAUGCUUCCCCUGGAUAACCUGAAGCUCAGAGAUGUGGAGAAAGGUUUCAUGUCCACUAAGCACAUUUUCGCUAUCUUCAACACUGAGCAAAGGAAUGUUUAUAAGGACUUGCGUCAGAUCGAGUUGGCCUGCGACUCUCAGGAGGACAUGGACAGCUGGAAAGCCUCUUUUCUCAGAGCGGGAGUUUAUCCUGAGAAAGAUCAGGUGGAGUCAGAAGAUGCCGCUCCAGCAGACAGCUUCUCCAUGGACCCUCAGCUGGAGAGGCAGGUGGAAACCAUCCGUAACUUGGUGGACUCCUACAUUGGAAUCGUCAACAAGACCAUCAGAGACCUCAUGCCCAAGACUAUCAUGCAUCUCAUGAUCAACAGCGCUAAAGACUUCAUCCAUUCGGAGCUGUUGGCGUACUUGUACUCAUCAGGAGACCAGAACAGUCUGAUGGAGGAGUCUGCAGACCAGGCCCAGCGCAGAGACGAGAUGCUGCGCAUGUAUCAUGCCAUUAAAGAGGCCCUCAGCAUCAUCGGUGACAUCAGCACCAGCACUAUAUCCACCCCUGUGCCUCCGCCCGUCAACGACAGCUGGAUGCCUGACACUAGCCCCGCCCCUCAGCGCAGACCACCGACAACAGCCCCACCCCCCAACAGGCCUCCAGCAGUGAGAGGCCCCACACCAGGCCCGCCUCCUCUAAACCCCACCUCUGCCUAUGUGGCUCCACCCAUCCCCUCUCGGCCAGGCCAUCCCAUAAAUGCCUUCAGCAACAGUGCCCAGGAUCCUUUCAGUGCACCUCCUCAGAUCCCCUCUCGCCCCGCACGCAUCCCUCCGGGCAUUCCCAGCAGAAGACCCCCUGGCGCACCCAACCGGCCCACCAUUAUCCGCCCUGCCGAGCCCUCCCUGUUAGACUAGACCCGUGCGUUGGGCACCGUAGUGUGCUGGUCUCACACAAAGAGAGAGAGAGAGGAAGGGCUGCAGAACUGCACUGAAAUAUGUGCACAUGUGUCUGCACAUACAGCCUGACCAAUAGACAUAAAUAAUCCACUCAAAACUGUUCUGUAAUCAGCGCUGCUAUUUACAUUCUUAGAUUUUAAAGCCCACAGGUCUAAAUUAAAUACAUAAAUAUUACAAUUAUUACUAUUAUUUUGUUAAAGUAUAGAGUGAACUCAAGGGUGAAGUGGCCUCCGAUUUUCAGUCAUUUCAUCAAUCACAUAGGUCAGGUGACCACCAGGGGGUAUCCUACUCAACUUGUGUAGAUGAAACAACAUUACAUCUCAUUUUCCUUUGCUGGAGAUAUAUGCCUCCUCUAGUGAUCUAGUGUGGAAUAAAAUGGACAAAAGCACUGUGCAAGCUAGUUGCUGUUAAACUAGCCAGUUUCCUUCCUGUUCUUGGGUAACUUAAUGGUGGUUGAAGACUUCUUCUUUGUAAUAGACACACUUAAUGUAUUUUUUUUCCAUUCUGUAUUUCCUUGACUCUUAAACAUGAUAUGCUGAAAUAAGACACCUCCACUGUUGUCAUUAUUGCUGUUUGGGGUUUAUUUUUAUCUUUUUUUCUUUUUUUUUUUUAUUGUUUUUCAUGCUCAAUUGGGUGUCUUGUAUAAGUAACCCUCUAAAUAACUGGUAAACUCUAUUAACUCAAUGAGAAAAGUGGAAAGGAGACCACACAUGGUUUAUCAUCGAUAUCGAUGCUAUCCAAAAUGGCACUCGGUCUCACAGGAUUGUUAAUUGUAACUCUGUAGCAGCUAACCAAUCAUUCAAAAACCUAGAUGUUAACUCCCAUUUUUGGCGUUACAAAAUCCCAAACUGUUGUGCCAGGAAAUGUGGGUCUUGAAAAGCACUUCUAUUCUUUUAGCUACCGUAAUUUUAUGAUAGUUGGAGGUGGUGGUGUUUGUAUGCAAAUUUCUGUAACGAUUUGUUUAUACAAAUAAUCAUUUGUUUAUAUGAAUAUAAUCCUGGAAAACGCAGUAACCACUUGCGACGGGCCGACCCGUCAGCGCUUUGUAAGAUUGUGUCUCAGGUAACAUCCGAUUCCAAAUCUGGUAACAUAGUUUACGUUAGCUUAGCGUUCCCGGUUUGAACAUUGUAACUUAAAUUAAACUGCAGGACCUUAUGGGUUGUAUUGACUUCACAUUCAGGGAUGGUAAGGGGCAGGGUAGAGUGCUACCGGAAGUGGGAAUGCACUGGACGGUAAUUUUGGGCAACUUGAACACAGGAUCACUGAAAAUGGUACAUGCAAGCGUAUUUGGGGUCGUGGGGCAUUUCGGAAACAGACCGCAACAGGGAACAAGUCUGUUCUCACACACAGACACGUUACGAAAGUAUACGAAAAAAAAUGGUCAACAUUUAAAUGAGUAGUUCACACAAAAAUAGAAAUUCUGUAAUCAUUUACCUACCCUCAUGUCAUUCCAAACCCAUAUGACUUUCUUUAUUCUAUGGAACUCAAAAAGAGAUUAGGUUAGGUAGGAUGUUCACGCUGCUCUUUUUCAUAUAAUGAAAGUGAAUGGUGACCACGGGCUUUCAAGCUCCAAAAAAUUAACGAAAAAUACCAUAAAAGUAGUCAAUAUAACUUAUGAACUGCAUUAGAAGUCUUCUGAAGUCAAACAAUAGCUUUGUGUGAGGAACAGACCAACAUUUACAUAAAAAAUUAAAAUAAUAAAAUAAAAAAUGAAACCCUGUGUAACAUUAUGCACCGUAUUUAAAUUUAUGAGAACGCAAAUGAGAUUUGAAAGUUUUGGCAGGGGAAGAUUUUCAGUGAGUAACAGUUUUAAAUUCAGUAUUUUCCUCACAUAAAGCUAUCGUAGUGCUUCAGAAGACUUGGAAUAGACAUUUACUUUUAUGGUGCUUUUGUCAUUUUUGGAGCUUCAUGGCCUCUUGUCACCAUUCACUUUCAUUGUAAGGAAAAGAGCAGUGCUAAUAUUCUGCUGUAUGUCUCCUUUUGUGUUUCACAGAAGAAAGUAAAUCAUACAGGUUUGGAGCAACAUAAAGGUAAGUAAAUAAUUUUUUGGGUGAACUACCCCUUUAACGUAGAGAUAAUUUACUAAUACACAAGUUGGAGGUGUGGCUUGGGCUAAAGGGAGAUCUUAUUUCCAAGUGUAUUAUUUAUAACCUGGGAAUUUAUCUUUGUGUUGAUUUGCAUUUUUUUAUAAAUACUGUUUGCUUCCUUUUUUUCUGAGUAGAACAACAUAUAUUUCCCUAUCGACCAAUACAGAUACGGGCGUACAGAAUCUUGAUUUGCAGUAGCUUAAAUCUAUGUUGUUUGCUUGUAUUGAUUGGGAGCUGAUGACAAAAAUAUACUGUGUAAGAGGGAGAGAGACUUUGAUUUUAACUUGAGCAUUUUCUUCAGAGAAUCCAACCAUAAAUAAUCAGAGGCUUUCAGACGAUUUGUACACACUGAACUGGUUGCAGAAUUGGCCACAGAUAAUCUGAAACUUAAAGUGAUAGUUCACCCUAAAAUGAAAAUUCUGUCAUUUGCUCAUUUUAAUGUUGUUCCAAACAUCCGAAUUACUUUCUUUCCUCCGUACAACACAAAAGAAGUUGUUGGGCAGAAUGUUCAAGAUGCUCUUUUCCAUUCAGUGAAAAGUGGAUAGCUGUAGUCACCAUUUACUUUCUUAGUAUGGAAAAGAGCUGCUUUGACAUUCUGCUUAAUAUCUCCUUUUCUGUUCCACGCAAGAAAGAAAGUCUUUCUAAUUUGGAACGACACCAGGGUGAGUAAAUGAUGACAGGAGUUUAAUUUUUGGGUGAAAUAUCCAUUUUAAACAAUCUGGAAUUUCUUGUCACAUUUUUCCUGGACAGAAGGCUUCAGUGAUAGCGACUGCCCCUCUUUAUUCUCCACAAUUCCUCUGUUUUUGAAGGCUUGAAUUAGACCUUUUUCAAAUUACAAUAUCUUUUUUGACUUGAUAAAGCUUAAAUCACUGCAGUCAUAACUUUCAUUGACACCCUGUAGUAUUUAAGGUUAAGUGACCCUUUCUCUGUCUCUGCCCAUUCCUCCCUCAUUAUCUUUCUCCAUUUGUGAAGAAAUGGGGACUGAGGACAUAUUUAGCAUUCUUUUGUAUGCUUUUGGAAUAACAAAUUAUUGUCAAGUGCCUGUGUACCAAUUGUAUUGGACUUGGAGCAGAAUGCAUUAUGAGAAUGGUAAAGUGAGAUAAUAAAAGGUGAUGUGUAUAAUAAAGAUCUGCCGCUCUGGUGGUCGGUGUUUCCUUG